Messenger RNA from Lentinula edodes (shiitake mushroom), 1757 nucleotides. Its product is annotated as glutathione-disulfide reductase. The record is from RefSeq and is a predicted model, not a curated record. The coding region runs from base 93 to 1514 and encodes 473 amino acids. Lineage: Eukaryota; Fungi; Basidiomycota; Agaricomycetes; Agaricales; Omphalotaceae. Gene Ontology annotation, molecular function: glutathione-disulfide reductase (NADPH) activity; flavin adenine dinucleotide binding; NADP binding. Gene Ontology annotation, biological process: glutathione metabolic process; cellular response to oxidative stress; cell redox homeostasis. The transcript has 7 exons. Gene Ontology annotation, cellular component: cytosol; mitochondrion.
UAAUGGAUGGCGGUUGCUUCUUUAUUGAAGGAUAAAUUCCUCAAUUCUCGUUGUAGAUUGCUCGAGCUUUUACUACUUCAUUUCCAGUAGCGAUGCCUCCGAUCUUUGAUAAACCUACUACGGACAAGUAUGAUCUUGUAAUUAUUGGAGGAGGAAGCGGUGGAAGUGGUUGUUCGCGCAGGGCAGCUUCAUACGGCAAAAAGGUUGCAGUAGUUGAGAUGACAGCACAUUUAGGAGGAACCUGUGUCAAUGUCGGAUGUGUGCCCAAGAAGAUCAUGUGGCACGCAGCCGACCUGCGAGAGAAACUCAUGUAUCAUGCCUCGGGAUACAAAAUGCAAGGCCUCCCGGAAGUACCCAAAUUCGACUGGGCGUCUUUCAAACCUCAGCGUGAUGCAUAUAUUCGUAAACUUAAUGGAAUCUAUCACAACAAUUUCGACAAAGAAGGCGUCGAAUAUCAUCAAGGUUACGGUCGUCUGAAGACUCCCAAGUCGGUCGAAGUGACGCUUGCGGAUGGUCAGAAAUACACCCUCGAAGCCGACAAUAUAUGUAUUGCUACGGGUGGUUAUCCGACUAUCCCUAGCGAGAAAGAGAUUCCCGGCGCGAGCUUAGGUAUCACUUCGGAUGGGUUCUUCGACCUAGAGGAGCAGCCCAAACGUGUUGCGGUAGUCGGAGCAGGAUAUAUCGCGGUAGAGCUCGCAGGCGUGUUCAACGCCCUUGGUUCAGAAACUCACUUGAUCAUUCGAGGAGAAACCGUAUUGCGUACCUUCGAUCCUACGCUGCAACAGGUGCUUACGCCUUGGAUGGAACACACCGGUGUGAAGAUUCAAAAGUCGAGCAAAGUGGUCAAAGUCGAGGGCGAGAAGGGUAAGACUCUUACUGUCACUUUGGAUAGCGGGAAGAAUAUCGAGGUCGAUUGUGUGCUUUGGGCUAUCGGUCGUCAUGCGGCAACCCAGGACAUGGGUUUGGAGAAGCACGGCGUAAAGCUGGAUGAGAAGGGUAACGUGGUCGUGGACGAGUAUCAAAACUCAUCUGUGAAAGGGAUAACAGCCAUUGGCGACGUCCAAGGCAAAGCUCUGCUUACCCCUGUCGCUAUCGCCGCAGGAAGACGACUAGCAAACAGACUUUUCGGUCCCGAGAAAUUCAAGGAUGACAAACUUAACUAUGAGAACAUCCCAACCGUCGUUUUCUCGCAUCCUACCAUCGGAACUGUAGGUUUGACCGAGCCUCAAGCUCGUAAGAAAUAUGGCGAUGACCAAGUCAAAAUUUACAAAUCAUCUUUCCGUGCGCUGUACUUUGCGAUGGUCGAGGAAGAACACAAGGAGCCUUCGACUUACAAAGUAAUUUGUGUCGGGCCAGAGGAGAAAGUUGUUGGGAUACACAUCAUUGGAAUGGGCAGCGAUGAGGCCAUGCAAGGGUUUGGUGUCGCUGUCAAAAUGGGAGCGCGCAAGCAAGAUUUGGAUGAUACUGUCGCAAUCCACCCUACCUCGGCUGAAGAACUUGUCACCCUGCGAUAAGCUUAAGUCGUCAGUAUCCCGCCGUUCUUUUGGCAUGGUUUAUCACCUUUCGAAAUCACACGUGUACAAUUUUAGAGCAUUCACGGAAAUAUUAAUUUAUGGAAUCCAUGUGUGAAAACAGUUGAAAGACUCGGCUUUCCUUCAUUAUCAUCCCUCGCAAUCAAUACGCUAAUGAGAUACUGAACGAAUUGUAGUACUGAUCAGUGCACUGAUCACGAGCUGCAGGCGUGUAGAAUUCUGGUC